CCUCUGUUUGGUUUUGCAAAAAAAAGGUCUGUCAUACUUGCCUGUUUGCAGCUGGAGUUCUGUUUGUACAGUUAGGGAAGUAAAUCAGUAUUCCUGAUAUGCGUUUCCUUCUGUGCAGCUCUGUGGGUGCCUAGCAGUCUGUCCGUUCACAGCACGUGGAAGUGAUGAGCAUGAGAUGCAGUUACUGCUGAAUUAACAUUUUCUGUCUUUGAUGCCUUUGCCUUAGAGAGAACUGUCAGAGUUUUUACGUUGACUGUAUUGCUGCAAUCUUUUUUUAUUCACAUGGGCAUUCUGCAGAUUUUGGCGAAACACUGAACAUGAUAGGCCCUAUUUUUCGUUUAAAAGCUCCAUUCCUCUUACUGUGAACAAGGGGGAUUUUGGAGGAGAAGGAAAAUGUGUAUAUACAAGGAGGUGUGUAGAGGGCCAGCACUUUUACACAGCUGAAUGUUCCUUCUCCUGUAGUACAAAACACCUCUACAUACAUGACAAGGCUGCAUAAGUAAAGAGAUGAUGGGAGUGUUCCUUCUUGGUGACAGUGAACUCCCAUUAUCUCUGCCUUCUUUUGUGUCUCCUAGCUGGUCCAUAAAAGGCCUCAGACGAUUUGCUCCAAUUAUCUGUAUGUUACAAUUCUCAAAUUAUCAUAGCAAUCUCAGUACAGUGGCAGAGAUUAAUUAGCUUAAUCAGCUUAAUUAGUAAGUUUGGACAGAUCUGAAAUAAGAGCAGCUGUUUUAUUUCUUUUUAAUUUUGUUUGCUCAAAAGUCAGUAAGUGUACAUUCAGUUCUUUUAGAUGACCUAGUAUUUCCCAGGCUCGUUUCCCCAGUUCUGUCUACUCCAGGAUGAAUUCUCUAGAAUUAGGCUGCUGCAUUUAUGAAGAGUGAAAUUUUGGCAAAAUGUAACUUGUGCUCGCUCCAAGUUUAUGCUGUGUUAGGGCUCCAUGUGCUUUUACAAAACAGUCUCUCGCUCAGUGGGAUUGUGCAAUAUUUUGUUACGAGAACGCAGGCGCUUGCCAUGGUUCCUUAUGGAACACAGAAGCCUUUGAUAAUGAUUCUUUGAUUAGUUGAAAGCAAAGAUCAGUAAUAGCUAUCAGUCUAAUAGCUCAACAGUUGGACCUCAUGCAGUCAUGUGGGGUGAUUCGUUUUGUCAAAUGAAACAUAUAAUUACAGGUUGUUGCAGGGCAAGGCAUGAAAGGCUUGCAGGAUGUCAGUGGGAAAGCGUACUGGCAUGUGGGAAACUUCAAGGAUCUUUUGUCCUUCUCUCUUAGAGAUGGGUACUACGAUGCACGGGUAAGGGUGCUGAUCUGCCACAUCAGCUGGCUGCUGAGAAUCCCCUUGGAGGAGCUGGAAGCCCUGGAGGAAUCUCUGCUUGAGAGUCUGAAGGAACAAACAGAGGAAGAGUCAGAAACUGCAGACGUCUCAAGAAAAAAGAAGGAAAGAAGAAGGAAGCUGAAGAGAUACCUGCUGAUCGGCUUGGCAACCGUUGGGGGUGGAACAGUGAUCGGCUUGACAGGAGGUCUUGCUGCCCCUCUGGUUGCUGCUGGAGCUGCUACUAUCAUUGGAAGUGCAGGAGCAGCUGCUCUAGGUUCAACUGCAGGAAUUGCUGUCAUGGCAUCCCUUUUUGGAGCUGCUGGAGCUGGCCUUACUGGAUACAAGAUGAAGAAGCGUGUGGGAGCCAUAGAAGAGUUUGAAUUCCUCCCACUUACUGAAGGAAAGCAGCUUCACAUCACCAUAGCAAUUACUGGAUGGCUGUGCGCUGGCAAAUAUGGGAGCUUCACAGCACCAUGGAGCAGCAUGCUGCAAUCAAGUGAGCAGUACUGUCUGGCCUGGGAAUCCAAGUACUUGAUGGAGCUUGGCAGUGCCUUGGAUACCCUGGUGAAUGGUUUUGUUAACAUGAUGGCUCAGGAAGCCCUAAAAUUCACUGUUCUGUCAGGUAUUGUUACGGCCUUGACUUGGCCAACUUCACUCUUGACUGUUGCCAAUGUCAUUGACAACCCCUGGGGAGUGUGUCUCCAUCGGUCUGCUGAAGUAGGCAAGCACCUGGCACAUAUACUGCUCAGUCGACAGCAGGGCAAGCGACCUGUCACGCUGAUUGGCUUCAGUCUGGGUGCCAGAGUCAUCUACUUCUGCCUGCAGGAGAUGGCUCAAGAAAAGGACUCCCAAGGGAUCAUUGAAGAUGUGGUCUUACUGGGAGCUCCAGUGGAAGGCGAAGCCAAGUACUGGAAGGCGAUCACAAAAGUGGUGUCGGGCAGGAUCAUAAAUGGUUAUUGCAGAGGGGACUGGCUGCUGGGAUUUGUAUACAGAACCUCUUCCGUCCAGCUCAACGUUGCAGGCCUCCAGCCAGUCCAGUUGGACGACAGGAGGAUGGUAAACAUGGACCUUUCAUCUGUAGUCAGCGGCCACCUGGACUACAUGAAGCAAAUGGACACGAUCCUAAAAGCUGUGGGCAUUAAAACCAAGGAGGAGAAGGGCAGCACCGGUCUUUUUUCCCCUCUAGCCAAGAAAUCACAGCAGGCAGCAGGCAGUGAGACUCAGGAAGAGGAAGAUGCUGUGCAGGAGGAGGAUGAUGGUGACUGCCAAGCACCUACAGCCAGCACUGGCACGAGCUCUGCACUAACACGGCCUGUGAGUGCUGGCAUGAGCAGUGAUGGUAACCUGCACCCAGGAGAGGACUCCCUGGCCAGCUAUGCUCACCGACAGGAUUCUCCUGGAUCUCUCUUGGCAGAGAGCUCACCUCCAUGCCCAGCCCGCCCCAGCAGUGCCAGCAGCGUGAAGCAGGCAGGGGGUGAAAGCACAGACUGAACCAAAUCUCUGAACCUUCCCUCCUCGCAGCCCAGCUGCUGCAUGCAUUGUGCCCAGCAUCAGCUGCACGGAGCCAUCCUCAUCCCCCUGCCCUGCACAGCCUGCAGAGCUUCCUGUGGGGGGUGUGAAUUUCUGCCUCGCAGCUCCUGGGGCUGCUGUGUGGCUGGGUGGGAGGCAGCAGAACCGGCAGCGAGCCCACACUUUGCCUGGCCUGCAUGGAGGCCAAUUGCAGCUCUCUGUGACGGGCAGGGAUGCUCAGCCAGCACUGACACCUCUCUCAAAGCACAAAGGAGUAUCAGUAGAGCCCGCAGAGCUGAGCUGCAGCUUUCAGACCCUGCUGAGGGCCCAGCCCUUGGCAUCACAGUGUCACUGGAUCUCAGCUGUCAGAGCAGUCUCCCACAGCAUCUCCCACUGACAAGAAAAGGCCGAUUCCGGCCCAAAUCAGCAUCGUUCCUCAGGAAGCAGUGGCAAUUCCCUCAUGGCACGAGCUCUUUUAUUCUUGAGGGAAGCAGCUGCCACCGUUAGAGACAGUCUUUCUGGUAUUUAGCUCUUGGGAAAGCAGGUGGCUCUGUGGGUAUCUUUAAGCGUGUUGUGGAGGGGGCUCAUUACUAGGUCAUUAAAAACGUUUUUCCACUUCAGCUCUGCUACGUGGGGAGGCAAAAGGCUGAGCACCCCGGCUGCCCUCCCCCAUCUGCUGCAGGGUGGCUGCCCUGGCUUGGGCACUUUCCAACCAACAGGGUUGUUUCCCUCCCUGCAAACCGAGGGUGAUGUGUGUCCGAGGCCUCGUUACUAUUAGGAACGUGCUUUGAGUCCCACAGGUGGAAGACAGCAGAAAACAGAGUGGGCUUUUUACUCAUUGCUUGCUUCCUUCCUUGCAAGCCAGCAACCCACAGGGACUUUCUUCCUGUGUCCCACACACAUCUCCAGCCUUAAAAGCUCCCUCUAGAUAUAUUUUUAAUGGGUUUUAAAUAAAGCUAAUACUUGGCAUAGAAUAAACAUAAA
Molecule: messenger RNA, 3797 nt
Organism: Numida meleagris (helmeted guineafowl)
Lineage: Eukaryota; Metazoa; Chordata; Aves; Galliformes; Numididae
Gene: TMCO4
Product: transmembrane and coiled-coil domains 4
Exons: 12
Coding region: 1182-2795 (537 amino acids)
Source: RefSeq, a predicted model, not a curated record